Molecule: messenger RNA, 1652 nt
Organism: Fusarium odoratissimum NRRL 54006
Lineage: Eukaryota; Fungi; Ascomycota; Sordariomycetes; Hypocreales; Nectriaceae
Exons: 1
Coding region: 6-1271 (421 amino acids)
Biological process (GO): positive regulation of transcription by RNA polymerase II
Cellular component (GO): nucleus
Molecular function (GO): transcription cis-regulatory region binding; DNA-binding transcription factor activity
Source: RefSeq, a predicted model, not a curated record
CCGAUAUGUCUGACACGUUUGAGAGGAACUUUGUUUCAUCAUCUAUGAUAGAUGACCCUUCUGACUGGCUUUUUCAUUUUCCUGCCGAAAGCCCGCCAAGGCACAGUCUCUCCAUCUCUUUUCCAUCCAGCCCUCCACUCCGGAGUGAUCCUCGGCGGAUCUACUUUCAACACUUUGUAGCCCAUACAGCAAUAGUAUACUGGCCGCUACAGCCGGACAUGGCUCUAAGCUUGAUUCUACCAGCCGCUGAUCUCAGCCCUUGCAUAAUGGGGGCAAUGAUCGCCGCCAGCAGCAGCCAACUCUUCAGGAUGGUACGGAAUCCAGAGUCACGAAGUGCAGCAAUAACGGCAACUGUGGAGUGUCUGGGAAACCUUCGCGAAGCAAUUACUACACCGAGAUUCGGCGACGUUGGAGUGACAAUACUGCCGACGACGUUAAUGCUGGCUACAACGUGCGUCUGUGCAGGAGAUACUACGACCUUUCGGAAGCAUCUCAACGGAGCUCUUCAUGUUGUUCAACGCGAUAAGUCGAAGUAUAGCCUGGAUCCUUUAUGGUGGAUGAGUCUCAAGUGGCUGGUUCACCUCCUUUUGAUGAAUAGACUUUCCGGCCUGCCCUUACCUUCACGGCAGACGAAAGGGUUCAUUGACUGGGACUACCUUUUGACAUGUAUGCCUGACCUAGGUCGCAUUGAUCUUACUUCCGGCUUUUCUCGGGAGUUGGUGGCUGCUCUUAAUAUGGUAUGCGAGCUAUCUGAGCCAAGUUGCAUGAAUGUUAAUGCAAGUGGCCAAUUGUAUGGCAAUGAGCUAGCAAGCAGUGUGUAUUCUCACGAACUUGAACUUCGAUUGAUUGAGCUUCGGAAAAAAAGCGCUUCAACAGUAACAGAUGUGGUGCUCCGGACAGAACUAGAAAACAGUCACAGACUGUUCACUGAUGCAACGCUACUAUGUCUAUACAGACGAGUUGACGAACUACCCAAGGACAAUCCGAAAGUCCAAACAACAGUGGACUCAAUCAUCACCUCGUUACAGAAGAUCGACAAACAGUCUCCUGUUCACGCUCAACUUUUGUGGCCACUCCUUGCAGCAGGCUGCGACUCAACGACUCAUGCCGAACGCACCAUCGUCGUAGAGACGAUGGAGAGCAUGACUGCACGUGGCUUGGGUAGCUAUGAAAACGUCCUCGAGUUCAUGAGGGAUUACUGGAAGAAUGGGGGCGACAUGAGAUGGGACCUAUUCGCCAAGCAAACAGGAAAAGACCUCGUACUAUUCUGAUGUCGUCAAUGGCCAAGAAGGAUGUGAAUAACACCGAACUCACAAUUGCGCCUUCACGUCUUCAUCGGACCAGCGGAUAUUCACGGAUGGCCUCAAAGCCGAUAAUAGACUGGAUCUUGACUUCAGUCGGUCAGAAUACGCCGCUAUUCAUGCUUUACAGAAGGAGUGAACAAGCUCGCUUGCAGCAAGAAUGAGCUGCAUUGCUACGUCGCACGGCCAUAGUGUUGAGUUUGGGAGGUAACCUCGGCAAUCGAGCAUGGCGAUCGGCACCAUAAACACCAUAAAUGGACCCGACACCUCGAGAAGAAAAUUUUCACGAUACUCAUGCAAUGACUAAAACCAACAUCUGAUAUCAGUUCAUCCAAGGCUCGGCUCUUCGCC